GGGAAGAGACUUCUCUGGCAGGGCUGGAAGCACAGGUCUCCCUACUCUGGAAAUCUUUGCUUCCCUUGGCUAGUUGCUCUCCUCCUCACCGACAAUCUCACCUCUUGUUCAAGAGCCUGCACUUCACUCUCACCUAGAUGAGGUUCUCACCCCUCUAUAAAAUGGAGAUGAUAACAGGAGCUCCCCAGAGAGGAUUAUGAGGCUGCAGAUGCAUGACAGGUCCCAAGCCCAGAAGUGGACCCUGUUGGGUUCAGAGUCCACUCUAAUAAACUACAGCCUCUGCAGUUUGAUGCCAGCUCCACCCUGACUCUCUCUUGGAAAGCUGUCUUCAAGCUAGCUCAGCUCAAAGGGCAGAAAGUCAACGGAAUGUUAGCCUGGAUAAAACAACGCCAUACCAUGUCCCAAACCUGAUUCCAGCACCUAGAGAGAAGGCGACUCUGGACCUGCCUUGUGGCACUUUAAGCUCUGGUAUUUCGUGGGUGCCUGGGGGCUGCUCCCAGACUGGUGAGGCUUUGAGGGAAAGGGGGACUCAGAGCAAGUGAGGAUGCCUGCUGUUCCCUGGGAGAGGCUGGCAGCUGCUUAACCUAUGGAAGUGCUUAGUGUGGGAUGAAUGACUGUCACAAUAAUGAUCAUUAUUAAUUGAUGGUGGCACCUGGGUCCCUAAAUGGUGCCACCUGCCUGGUCUGUGAUGAGGUUCUAGGCAGCAGUGCUGAAGGGAGGAUGGUGGAGGCAUUUCUGGGCACAAGGAGACCUCUGUCCAUGGACAAAGCUGAGACAACUGACCUGAACCUAAGAUUCAAGUGCCUGAACUGAGUCCUAGGAUUCCUGGGGCUUAGGGCCAGGGCACCUAGAACUGCCUCUUCCCGCCAAGGCCUUGGGGAGGAUCUGCAUCUCCAGUCAGCUCAAGUCCUGCAGAGCUGGUCGAGUGUCUGUGUAUCACCAUUCCUCACCCAGGUAUAGAGGCAGGACACGCUCUUUGAUGUAAGAUUUAGAGCUCAGGAAGUGAAAUCUUGCCAGACUCAUCUGAGCCCCAGUCAGAUGCUCUGCCUCCUGGAAGCCUUCCAGGCUGAGUUAGUUGUUCAUUCUGGGUUCCCACAGAUUUUGGAUAAAGCUUGGUCUCUGGUUGUGUCUCAGCAUCUUUACGCCCUGGAGUGUGGCAAGUCUGCAUAUGUACUCUGGCUUUGUCUGCUCUCUGAUAGCUGGGUGACCUUGGGCAGGUGACGUUACCUCUCUGAGCUUUGGUUUCUUUACCAGGAGGGUAGAAUAAUAGAGGUGCUUGAUGCAUCAGCUGUGAGACUUAAAUGAAAUGCAGCAGGUGGAGCAAUUAGCCCUCUUGCACCCCAGCCCACCUGCAUCUCCCUGUCCCUCAGUCAGCCUUAGAGCCUGUUCUGGGCUCUGUGCAGGCUUCUGCGGUUGCUGUGUCCUUGGCCCAAGGAUACCUAGAAUCUUUCUGUGCCCUUGGAUGAAAGAGCUGCUUGCUUGUUGGGGUCCAGAAAGAGGUGAGGACCGGCCAGGGCUGUCCAGUGGGGGCAGAGGGCCAGGGCAACACCUGCAGGGUACCAGGGUGUGCCACCUGCUAUCCCCAGGAAGCAAACUCAUGAAUAUUCAUACCACUGGAUGGGAGGGAGCCAGCCAGCUUGCUGCUGGGUGUCAUUGGAGCAUUCCUGUCUCCCAGUGACCGCAGAGACAGCCUGGGAGUUGGACGUGGCUCAGGCAGUGAGUGGAAAGGGGCAGCCAGCCACAGCCCGAGGUGUCUGAGAUGCUGCCACCGCAGAAGAAGCCCUGGGAGUCCAUGGCUAAGGGGCUGGUGCUGGGUGCGCUCUUCACCAGUUUCCUGCUGCUGGUGUACUCCUAUGCCGUGCCCCCGCUGCAUGUUGGCCUGGCCUCCACGACCCCAGAGGCCGCAGCAUCGUGCUCUCCGCCCGUGCUUGAGCCAGAGGCAGUGAACCGCGCAAACGGCUCGCGGGGAGAGUGCCAGCCGCGGCGCAAUAUCGUGUUUUUGAAGACGCACAAGACGGCCAGCAGCACCCUGCUCAACAUCCUGUUCCGCUUCGGCCAGAAGCACCGGCUCAAGUUCGCCUUUCCCAACGGCCGCAACGACUUCGACUACCCGACCUUCUUCGCCCGCAGCCUAGUGCGGGACUACCGGCCCGGGGCCUGCUUCAACAUCAUUUGCAACCACAUGCGCUUCCACUACGACGAGGUGCGCGGCCUGGUGCCGCCCAACGCCAUUUUCAUCACGGUGCUCCGCGACCCCGCCCGCCUGUUCGAGUCCUCCUUCCACUACUUCGGGCCGGUGGUGCCCCUCACGUGGAAGCUCUCGGGCGGCGACAAGCUGGCCGAGUUCCUGCAAAACCCGGAUCGCUACUACGACCCCAACGGCUUCAAUGCCCACUACCUCCGAAACCUGCUCUUCUUCGACUUGGGCUAUGACAACGGCCUGGACCCUGGCAGCCCGCAGGUGCAGGAGCACAUCCUGGAGGUGGAGCGCCGCUUCCACCUGGUGCUCCUUCAGGAGUACUUCGACGAGUCGCUGGUGCUGCUGAAGGACCUGCUGUGCUGGGAGCUGGAGGACGUGCUCUACUUCAAGCUCAACGCCCGCCGCGACUCGCCGGUGCCGCGGCUGUCCGGGGAGAUGUACGGGCGCGCCACCGCCUGGAACAUGUUGGACGCCCACCUCUACCGCCACUUCAACGCCAGCUUCUGGCGCAAGGUGGAGGCCUUCGGGCAGGAGCGCAUGGCCCGCGAGGUGGCAGCCCUGCGCCAUGCCAACGAGCGCAUGCGGACCAUCUGCAUCGACGGGGGCCACGCCGUGGACGCCGCCGCCAUCCAGGACGAGGCCAUGCAGCCCUGGCAGCCGCUGGGCACCAAGUCCAUCUUGGGCUACAACCUCAAGAAGAGCAUCGGGCAGCGGCACGCGCAGCUCUGCCGGCGCAUGCUCACGCCCGAAAUCCAGUACCUGAUGGACCUCGGCGCCAACCUGUGGGUCACCAAGCUCUGGAAGUUCAUUCGCGAUUUCCUGCGGUGGUGACGUCCCACCGCCCAGCGGCUUGCCUGCCUGCUUGCUCCCUACGGAGGGGCUGAGCAGGACGCCGCUGGUGCUGGCCGCCCCCAGCCCCCUCCUGGUGCCACCUCGGACCCCGGGGUGAGGGGGGUGCUUCCUGGGGGGACGCAGCCAGCCAAGACUGGGCCCACGCACACAGAGAGGGCCUAACCGAUAUCAGUAUUUAACUAAUUAUACCGGUUUUUAUUAAACCCCUUUCCCUCCCCGAAAAAGAAUGUUCUAUUUCUGCCUCCCCUUAAAGGGGAGACCUCAGAAGUAAAGGAAUUUGAUGUUGUGUUUUUGUUAA
Macaca mulatta (Rhesus monkey) is the source of this 3350-nucleotide messenger RNA. RefSeq names its product galactose-3-O-sulfotransferase 1 (gene GAL3ST1). Gene Ontology annotation, cellular component: membrane. The record is from RefSeq and is a predicted model, not a curated record. Lineage: Eukaryota; Metazoa; Chordata; Mammalia; Primates; Cercopithecidae. Gene Ontology annotation, molecular function: galactosylceramide sulfotransferase activity. Gene Ontology annotation, biological process: galactosylceramide biosynthetic process; myelination.